This is a messenger RNA of Cladophialophora yegresii CBS 114405, 354 nucleotides long. RefSeq lists its product as uncharacterized. Lineage: Eukaryota; Fungi; Ascomycota; Eurotiomycetes; Chaetothyriales; Herpotrichiellaceae. The transcript has a single exon. The record is from RefSeq and is a predicted model, not a curated record. The coding region runs from base 1 to 354 and encodes 117 amino acids.
AUGGGUCUCAUUAAACUCGCAAUGCUUGCCGGAGCCGGAAUGUACGCAGUAGACAAGUACACACAAUCCCGGCGGAAGGGGCAUCUCCAGCAAGAUCCGAACGACCAUACGCGCAAAUCACAGCAAUACUUCGACAACGGCGUCCCCGAGCAAGACCACUAUUACACGGGGCCCAAGCUGGGCGGCCAACAACAACAGCAGCAGCGGAAGGUCAUUCCUCUGGAGUUUACGGAUCGUCGCAGCCAGCAAUCGCAGGAGCAGCAGGGCGCCCGACCUCAAUAUCAACUGACGAAUGAUCCCAACGUGCCUGUGAAUGUGCCGGCGUACAGAUAUGAACCCAAUGGCGGCUACUAG